AUGAGUAAUAUUAUUCGUUCAUUGGAUUCAACGUUAGAGCCCAACUUAAUCAAUGUUCAGAUCAACAGCACAGACUCGUAUCAAAGUUUUCCCACUGCCUUAGAUAAAAUAAGCAGUAAGAGUUUACCUGGUCUACCUUUUGUUCAAGUUCCCAUAGUCCGUUUUUAUGGUUGCUUGCCAACUGGACACAAGAUAUUAGUACACUGCCAUGGCGUGCUUCCUUACAUAUUCAUUCGGUAUGAUGGGCAAAUGAGCGAUACGUCAUCAGAAAUCCUGAAUCGAUGCUCUAAUUUACAUAAUAUUCUUGAGAUAAGGAUGGUGGAGACUUACACCAAGAAUCAAAUGACGGAAAAGUUUAAGAGUCUCAAAUAUGUGGCCAACGUGUCAGUGGUGAAGGGUGUACCAUUUUAUGGAUACCAUGUUGGUUAUGAACCUUUUUAUAAAAUAUCAUUAUUGAAUGGAUCAUAUGUCAAUAAACUAUCUGACUUGCUUAGGGAUGGAAAAAUUCUUUCCUCCAAGGUUGAAGUUUAUGAAGCUCACAUACCCCAUCUACUUCAAUUGAUGGCAGAUUAUAACCUAUUUGGAUGUGGCUGGUUAAAACUAUCACAAUGUUACUUCAGGAAACCUAUCCUCUUGGAGGAUCUUGAGAUAAAUGAAAUCCUUUACACAGAAUCUCUUGAGAGGUUCUUAAAAACUCAUCUAAAACCUAACGAGAAUGUACUUGAUCAGGAUCCUUUUCAUAGGGUUGGAAGGACACUUUUGGAAAUAGAUAUCCUUCCGCAAUUUAUUGUGAAUAAGCAAAAGAUUCAGUUUCGAGACUUGCACCAUGACUUCAUUGAAAUUACUAAAGAUCUUCAAUUGUCUGAUCAAGGCUAUGUGAAUUCUACCAAGGAUAUCUGGGAUGAAAUUCAAAACAUAAGAAAAAUGAAAGGUCUUUCAGAGUACCAAGAGCUAGAUAAUUACUCUCGUGAUCCUAUGCUACAGUAUAACUGGAAGGAUAAUACAAAUUUACUAAAUUAUUUCGAGGCUGCAAAGAAAAGAACAUCAAGCUUGUUUCCGACAAAAUCUUUAAGAUUCGACUCAUUCGUCAAUGUAUCACAAAAUGAGCAUUUAUUUCCAAGCCCAAGAGAGGCUCUAGAAGAAUUAUGGCCUAAAAUACCUAGAUAUAUUAGUAAAAAAGUGCAAACAUUCACUGAAAUGCAUCAGAACAAAGACAUAUACAAUAAAUUUGGGGAUAAAUCAGACCCAUUUAGUAUUCAACAACAACAUGAGACUUUUUCGGUGGUAAAUCCCUUAUCAUCUUUAAACGACUCAGAUUCAACGACACGCUCAAAAAGAAAAGCAUCACAGUCACCAUCUAAAUCUGAUAAUUCUAUCAACCCAGAAUCGCAAAUUUAUACAGUUCCAAAUAAAAAAUUGCAUCAAUCCAUAUCAACCAGAGAUCAUUUAAAAGUAUUAAAAAGACCCAAGAUUAACUUUGCUAACAUCAAGGAAAGUCUUCUAUUGAAAGAAAUCCCAGAAGUCGUCUAUCCUGAGCCAUUUUAUUCCAAUCCUUUAGAUUUGAAAAGGAACACUACAGAAAUUGCUGAUGCUGUUUUCAAACUAUCUAGUGAUCAUGUCUCCUUUAGAAAGGGAAUGGAGUAUAAAAACUAUUCCCCUGUUCUUACUGCUUCAGAUAAUGUUUACCAAAGAUCAAGAUGGAGGUACGUAAGAGAUAAACCAACUUUCCAAAAUGUUAUGCAGAAUAACGAAUCAUGUAAAAAAGAGUUUUCUGCUGUUGUUGGGAAAACACCCGACCUACCUUUUGGCUAUAAAUUUAAAAGUAAUAACAUGAAUCUCCAGAAUUUUAAUUCGUUCAAUAGAAUGACCCACUUCACUAUGGAACUUCAUGUGAACUCCAGAGAAGAUAAAUACCCAGAUCCCAAACAUGAUGCCGUUCGCAUGAUAUUCUGGAAAGUCCAAGAUGGAACCUUCCCAUUUAAUUUGGAUAUAACACAGGAAGGGUUGUUGAUUUAUUCAGAUAAUGGAACUGAUAGAUUUUUAUGGAAUAGCGCGGAUCCAACUAUCCAUGUUACGACUUAUGAAGAUGAAUUAAGUAUGAUUUAUGCUCUAGAAGACUUGGUGAGGUUUUUUGACCCAGAUAUUUUGUCAGGGUACGAAAUACACUCUUCAUCGUGGGGAUACCUAAUUGAUAGAUGUCGCUUUGCUCAUAAUUACGAUGUUGAAGAAGAGCUUUCACGUGUUGAAACAAAUCACAACAACAAAAAAAAGGAUUCAUGGGGGUAUACGCAUGCCACCGCCUUUCGAAUCACAGGCAGGCACAUGUUAAAUAUAUGGAGACAUUUAAGAUCUUCCCUCAAUCUUCUUGAUUAUACGCUUGAAAAUAUUGUAUUCCAUGUUUUGCAUGAAAGAUUUCCAUUCUACUCAUUUAAAACUUUGACGGGCUUCUUCGACUCGAAAGAUCCAUCCUCGAAGAAGUGUCUCAUUAACUACUAUAUUAAAAGAGUUAGAGUAAAUUACCAACUCCUGGAAACUCAAAACAUCAUAGGGAAAACGAUUGAACAGGCAAGAUUAAUUGGCAUUGAAUUUUACUCUGUUCUUUAUCGCGGAUCACAAUAUAAAGUGGAAUCAUUCUUGAUAAGACUUUGUAAAUCUGAAAGCUUUCUUCUCAUUUCUCCUAGCCGUAAACAAGUUAGAGAUCAAAAAGCACUUGAAUGUAUACCAUUAGUUAUGGAGCCAUCUUCAGCCUUUUACAACAGUCCAUUACUGGUUCUAGAUUUUCAAUCUUUAUAUCCGUCAAUUGUUAUGGCUUAUAACUACUGUUAUAGCACUAUGCUAGGCAGAGUCCAAACCCUAGGUCUUAAAGACAAUCGUAUUGGUACAACUACGAUAGAUAUUCCUCCAGAUUUGUUGACUUUGAUUUCUGAUUAUGUCACGGUAUCACCUAAUGGUAUAGCCUUUGUGAAGAAGGAAUUGCGAAAAUCAAUCUUAGCUAAAAUGUUGAAAGACAUUCUUGCAACUAGGUUUUUGAUGAAAGACACUAUGAACCAGCUAAAAGAUGACCACGAUGUUGUUAGUAUGUUAGAUAAUAGGCAAGCUGCAUUGAAACUAUUAGCCAAUGUCACGUAUGGAUACACUGCAGCAUCUUUUUCUGGCAGAAUGCCAUGUUCGGAUAUCGCUGACAGCAUUGUUCAAACAGGUAGAGAAACUUUAGAACGUGCUAUUGAAUUUAUAGAAUCCACCAAAAAAUGGGGUGCCAAAGUUGUAUACGGUGACACUGAUAGUUUAUUUGUAUAUCUCCCAGGGAAAUCUAGAAGUGAUGCGUUCAAAAUUGGUAAGGAAAUCGCAAAGGAAAUUACAAUGAAAAACCCCAAACCUGUAGAGCUUAAAUUUGAAAAGGUCUACCACCCAUGUUUUUUGGUAACCAAAAAGAGAUAUGUGGGAUAUGCAUAUGAAUAUGAGAACCAAAUUAACCCUAAAUUUGAUGCAAAGGGGAUUGAAACAGUGAGAAGAGACGGUACUCCAGCUCAACAAAAGAUAGUGGAAAGGGCACUACGAACUAUGUUUGAAACUACAGAUUUGUCUAAGGUGAAAGAAUACCUUCUUGGCGAAUUUGACAAAAUCAUUACGGGAAGAGUUAAUAUCCAAGACUUUUGCUUUGCAAGGGAAGUAAAAAUAGGACAUUACAAAAGUGAUAAGACUGCACCACCUGGAGCUCAGAUAGCAAUGCAAAUGAUGGAAGAAGAUCAUAGGAAGGAACCGCAGUAUAAACAAAGAAUACCAUAUGUUGUUAAAAUGGGAAAAAUGGGUGAGACUCUAAGUUCUAGAUGUAUAUCACCAGAAGCAUUCUUGAGGUCGAAAGAUUCGAGACUCGAUUAUAACUAUUAUAUUGUGAAAAAUAUAAUUCCUCCACUACAGAGAUUUUUUCAACUUGUAGGGGUGGAUGUCAUGGAUUGGUUCUCGUCGAUGCGUAAAACAAUGUAUGUUUCAAAUGAAAGCGCUGAACAUGAUAAAAUUGAUGGAAGAUCAGUAACAUCAAUUGUCAAAGCUAGAUCAUGUCUACGUUGUCGUAAAAGAGUACAUCCGGAGUACAUAAGCAGAAUUUGUGAUGAGUGUAGAAAAGACAAAGGUAAUACCAUUAUGGCUUUACAGGAAGCAGUACGCUUGAAACAAUCGAAAAUGCACAUGAUUCUUAGAACAUGCCAAACCUGUUCAUACAAGUUUCACAAGGAUGCAAUGGCCCCAUUAGACUCCAUAGCCCUUAAGUGUCAAUCUAAAGACUGUCCAGUAUAUUUUAGCAAAGUUAAGUACAUCAAUGGUCUCAAAAAUACGGACAUGAGAGAUCUUCUUCUUGGCAUUAUAGAUUUGGAUUACUGA
This is a messenger RNA of Kluyveromyces marxianus DMKU3-1042, 4377 nucleotides long. It is a transcript of the gene REV3, whose product is annotated as DNA-directed DNA polymerase. Gene Ontology annotation, biological process: double-strand break repair via homologous recombination; error-prone translesion synthesis. NCBI's taxonomy places the organism in Eukaryota, Fungi, Ascomycota, Saccharomycetes, Saccharomycetales, Saccharomycetaceae. The coding region runs from base 1 to 4377 and encodes 1458 amino acids. Gene Ontology annotation, molecular function: DNA binding; nucleotide binding; DNA-directed DNA polymerase activity. The record is from RefSeq and is a predicted model, not a curated record. The transcript has a single exon. Gene Ontology annotation, cellular component: zeta DNA polymerase complex; nucleus.